AUGGAACGAAUCAAGGAGAAGAUUAAGGAAGACCGGAAGAGGGCCAUACCUUAUGCCAAUCCUAUUUCGCUCAUCACGUCGCAAGGUCGUUCUGACCUCGCUGAUCCAGAACUCUUGCCAUGCUACUUUUUUGACUUUAUGGUGGGAACGAGUACUGGAGGGCUUAUUGCUGUCAUGCUAGGUAGAUUGAGAAUGAGUGUGGACGAUGCCAUCAAGGCGUAUUGGAACCUCGGAGCCAAUAUAUUUCCCCCUGGUGUCAUCCUACCCUCUCAGCGGAGAGAGAGACUAAAGAAGGCAAUCAAUAGCGUGAUACAGAGCCACUGUCUCUGUCAUCAAGACAGAGGACCCUGCGUUGGAGAAGAGGAGGAACUCAGGCAACACGAUUACGCCGAGUUCAGCGAUUACAACUACCCGAAAGACAAGAGGAAUCUUACUUGCAAGGCAGCUUUAGUAGCUCAGAAAAGGGGAGUGGAUUCCAAUGAGGUUUAUCUUUUUCGAACAUAUAAUAGCAGACAACGCGGAAUCCACGAUAUCCCAAACCCGAAACUUUUGGACAAAACCAAGCUUGCCAUCUGGAAAGCUUGUUGCGCUAGCACUGCAUCUCGAAAGCACUUUGGAGUCAUGGAGAUUGAGCGGGCUCAGUACAUCGAUGGUGGGGCUGGAAACAACAACCCGAGCGGCAUCGCCUUGGAUGACGCACACGCGAUGUCUCGCUCAAAUGAGCCCAAGGUCGCUGCGAUGAUCAGUCUUGGCUGUGGCGAGAAGAUGAAGCCUGGCUGGUUAGGCGGCAGCCCCUUCACAUUAGCGGCGCUCAAGGCUCUGGCGAGACGAGUCACCGACACAGAGAAGACGCACCAAAACACCCAGAAGCUUUGCCAAAAAGCGGGAACUCCGUACUUCAGAUUCAACGUCAAAACCCAGCAGGGAAAUUCCGGGCUCAAGAAAAUCAAGAUGGACCAUUGCAAGAAGAAGUCCAAACAGCCUUGGUGGAUGUUUGGCGGCCAGAGGCAGAUCCCUGGCGAAAAUGAGAUGCCAGACUGGUAUAAAAACCUACAGUCUAAGGCUGGGUUGAGCAACAACGACAACCAUGACAACGAUGUUUCCGCUGGUUCUAAGUCAAAUCAGCAGCAGAAGAGUGGGUUUGACUCCAACAAGUACUCCUACUCUACCUACAACACGAUUUUCAUGGAAACAUUGAAAUACUGCGAGGUUCGGCAUGUAGGCACAUAUGAGCAGAAAGUGAGUGAUGAGAUCGAUAAUUGUGCUGAGGUUCUUUUGGCCUAUGCUCGAGCUCGUUACCGCGAUCAUUCGGAGAGGUGGAAAUGUUUCAUUAGCCACCCCGAUUCACGGCAUCCGCAAUACAUCACAUCUGGAUAUAGGCGUAAUGGAGACGAGCCUUGA
Messenger RNA from Clonostachys rhizophaga, 1401 nucleotides. The record is from the annotation of a GenBank genome assembly. NCBI's taxonomy places the organism in Eukaryota, Fungi, Ascomycota, Sordariomycetes, Hypocreales, Bionectriaceae.